Suncus etruscus (white-toothed pygmy shrew) is the source of this 3051-nucleotide messenger RNA. RefSeq names its product RecQ like helicase 5 (gene RECQL5). The coding region runs from base 16 to 2850 and encodes 944 amino acids. Gene Ontology annotation, molecular function: four-way junction helicase activity; ATP binding; 3'-5' DNA helicase activity. The record is from RefSeq and is a predicted model, not a curated record. Gene Ontology annotation, biological process: double-strand break repair via homologous recombination. Gene Ontology annotation, cellular component: cytoplasm; chromosome. Lineage: Eukaryota; Metazoa; Chordata; Mammalia; Eulipotyphla; Soricidae. The transcript has 19 exons.
ACUGUCUGCGCCGCCAUGAGCGCCCGCCUCGCCUCCCCCGUCGACCCCGAGCGGCGCGUCCGCAGCACGUUGAAGAAAGUCUUUGGGUUUGAGGCUUUUAAGACGCCUCUGCAGGAGCAGGCCACCAUGGCGGUGGUGAAAGGAGACAAGGACGUCUUUGUAUGCAUGCCCACUGGGGCAGGCAAGUCCCUGUGCUAUCAGCUCCCUGCCCUGCUGGCCAAAGGUAUCACCAUCGUGAUCUCUCCUCUCAUUGCUUUGAUUCAGGACCAAGUGGACCACCUCCUGGCCCUGAAGGUGCGCGUGCGCUCCCUCAACUCCAAGCUGUCGCCCCAGGAGCGGAAUGAGCUGCUCUCGGACCUGGAGCAGGACCAGCCUCGCACUAAACUUCUCUACAUCACGCCAGAGAUGGCAGCCUCGGCCUCCUUUCAGCCCACACUCGGCUCUCUGCUGGCCCGCCGCCUGCUCUCUUACCUGGUAGUGGACGAGGCUCACUGUGUCUCCCAGUGGGGCCACGACUUCCGGCCCGACUACUUGCGCCUGGGCACCCUGCGCACCCGCCUGGCUCAGGCUCCAUGCGUGGCUCUGACGGCCACGGCCAGCCCGCAGGUCCAGGAGGACGUGUUUGCCGCGCUGCAUCUGCGGCAGCCCACCGCCAUCUUUAGGACCCCUUGCUUUCGGGCCAACCUCUUCUACGACGUAAAAUUCAAGGAGCUGCUCUCCGACCCCUACAGCAACCUCAAGGACUUCUGCCUCAAGGCGCUUGGGAAGAAAGCAGAUGGCGGGGUGUUGGCUGGCUGUGGCAUUGUCUACUGCAGGACCCGAGAUUCCUGUGAGCAGCUGGCCAUAGAACUCAGCUCACGGGGAGUGAAUGCCAAAGCCUACCACGCAGGGUUGAAGGUAUCUGAAAGGACACUGGUGCAGAAGGAGUGGAUGGAGGACAAGGUCCCUGUCAUUGUUGCCACCAUCAGCUUUGGGAUGGGGGUGGAUAAAGCCAAUGUCAGGUUUGUGGCCCACUGGAACAUCGCCAAGUCCAUGGCUGGGUACUACCAAGAGUCGGGCCGGGCAGGCAGGGACGGGAAGCCCUCAUGGUGCCGGCUCUACUACUCCAGGAAUGACCGGGACCAAGUCAACUUUCUCAUCAGGAAGGAAGUAGCCAAACUCCAGGAAAAGAGGGGGAACAAACCAUCAGACAAAGCUUCGAUGCUGGCCUUUGAGGCCCUGGUGACCUUCUGUGAAGAACCAGGGUGCCGCCAUGCUGCCAUUGCCAAGUACUUCGGGGAUGCUGCACCCGCCUGCAACAAGGGUUGUGAUCACUGUCGGAACCCCACAGCCGUGCGCAGACAGCUGGAUGCCCUGGAGCUCAGUGGCGGCCGGAGCAGUACCUGCUUUGUGGGGCCUUCCCAGGCUGGUGGCUUCGACCCAGAGCUCUACGAGGGCGGCCGCCGGGGCUACGGGGGCUUCAGCAGGUACGACGAAGGUUCUGGAGGCAGCGGGGACGAGAGCAGAGACGAGGCCCACAAACAGGAGUGGAACCGCUUUUACCAGAAACAGAUGAGCCUGCGCAAGGGCAAAGACCCCAAGACGGAAGAUUUCGUGCCCCCAGAUGACAACUGUCCGCUGAAGGAUGCAGACAGCAGGAAGAUCCCCAGACUGACAGUGAAGGCCCGGGAGCACUGCCUGCGGCUCCUGGAGGAGGCUCUGAGCAGGAACUGCAAGGCCACAGGCUCUACAGUGGGACCCACCCUACAGGCUGACGCAGUGGAGCUGGAGCACCAAGCGUUCCAAAGCGCCAGGGCAGCCACACUGUACAAGGCGAGCGUGCUGAAGAAGGUGGCUGAGAUUCACAGAGCCUCGCAGGAGCGGCAGACGUACUGCGCAGGGGACGCCACCAGCAGCUCCAGGACCCCGGCCAUGCCCCCAGAGCCCGAUGAGUACGACAUCCCGCCCACCUCCCAUUUGUACUCGCUUAAACCCAAGCGUGUGGGGGCUGGGUUCCCCAAAGACACCCACCCCUUCCAGUCAGCCUCAGAGCUGCUGGAGAAGACCAAGGCCAAGCAGCCCAAGCAGGGGGACCCACAGACGUCCCCCAGCCGGCCAUGCAGACUCCAGGACCAAGAUGGCAGCCAAUCUCCCUCUGGGUCCCAAGGAGAGGCCCCCAGAAGCAGUGGGCACAGUGGGGACCCAAACCCUGGCCAGAAGGCAGCGGCCAAGGGCCGGCCCAGGAAGCAACAACUCCUGGCCUCAGCGGCUCUCAGGGACUCCCAGGACAUUACUCGCUUCUUGAGCCCACCCGUGCCUGCUGGCACCUCAGGAACUCCUGAGGAGAAGGUACCAGAACCCUCUACCCCGGAGGAGGUCACAGCCCUGGCACACUCGGCCACCCCCUCUGUGGCUGAGGCCUGCGCCAAGGACAUGCCGAGGGCCCAUCCACUCAGAGACCAGGGACCCCGUGCGAAGGAGCUGCAGAGGGACAAGCGGCCCAGACCUGAGCAGGAUGGGCCAGACAGCGGCACUCCAAAGAAGCUGUGCCCCUCCAUUGAAGCCCCUGGUGCUGAGGUCCUCGAGCAGAGCACCUCAAAACCCACAGUCAUGGCCCCUGGCAUCUCGCUGAAGGAGGCAGCAGAUGUGGUGGUCCGAUGUCUGAGCCCAUUCUACAAGGAGGGCAAGUUUGCUUCCAAGGAGCUGUUCAAAGGCCUGGCCCAGCGCCUCGCACACUUGCUGGCCCAGCAGCCCUCAGGGGGCAGGAGUGUGAAGCAGGAGGCCCAGCGGCUCAUCCAACAGUUCUUCCGAGGCCGGGCGCGCUGCGAAAGCGAGGCUGAGUGGCAGGACCUGAGGAAUCCCCAGAAGUGACAGGCCACAACUGCAUCCUAGUGCCCUACCUCCACCCUGCCCCAUAUGCCCACCCCAUCAGGGCCUUCCCCCACCCAACGGCCUUGAUUCUUACUCAGGAAGUUCCCUUGUGGCCUCAGGGUCCCUCUAGCCACCCCUAACCCAGGGGACCUUUGGGGAGGGCUGACACUCAGAGGAAUAAAGUUGGUACACAGACAUCCA